Myodes glareolus (Bank vole) is the source of this 3726-nucleotide messenger RNA. The record is from RefSeq and is a predicted model, not a curated record. NCBI's taxonomy places the organism in Eukaryota, Metazoa, Chordata, Mammalia, Rodentia, Cricetidae.
AGAUCCCCCUGUACUUUGUGGACUUGCAGGAUGACUUAGACGACUAGUUAUAGUGACAGGAUGACAUGUUGAAUGGAGAGUCGUAAAUAUCGGGACUGCCCGGAGAACGGAUUCUUAAUGAAAAUGCUUGCUGGGAUGGACGUGCUGGAACAUUCUGCCUACAGCUUCAGCUCUGCUCAUGUCUGAGCCAAUAAAGUUGUCUGGCUUUAGGAUCAAAGGAAAAUAAAUCUUGUUCUUUGCAGAAUGGAUACACCCUCACUGAAAACAUCUUCGUAUCUUCGUUUUGGUUGUGAGAACUCAGAACCAUGUUGACUUGGCUGAAUGGUAGAAAUGAGAUGUUUAUAUGAGUUACUGAAGUGGAGGUUUGAAUUUGGGAUUCUUCCCUGUGAGAUGGAUUUGAAGAUUGUGGUCCAGACUGUGACAACAGGAGGGUCAUGGCUCUUUUGGAUAUCCCUGACCACGAUAACCUGCCCCUGCUCACUCGCUUGGAAAAGCACGCAUUCAGCGAGAAUGUCUUCAGCCGUCAGAUUGUCGCCAGAGGACUACUGGAUGUCUUCCGGGAUGUCAGCCACAGUGACAAGGACAUACUGGCAGUCAUGGAGGUGGCAGUCCGACUGUCAGAAGAUGCAGAGCCCACAGUGCGAACUGAGCUGAUGGAGCAGAUCCCGCCCAUCGUCGCUUUCUUACAAGAAAGCAGGUUGGAUUUUCCUGUGGUGGUCUCCCAGUACCUCGUGCCUGUUAUAGUGCGGUACCUCGUGGAUCCAGACAAGCAGGUCAGAAAAUCCAGCCAGGAAGUGCUGCUGGCUCUUGUGGAGCAAGGUCUAAUUUCCCAGUGCGACAUGGAAGGCAAAGUGUGUCCCAUUCUGCUGGAGCGCUCCGCUCCGGACUGCGAUGAUGAAUGCAGAGCAGAGGCCGUGAGUCACUCCCCUGUGUUGGCCUGUGCAGAUGAGACUGUGUGCUUGACCCUUUCUGGGAGUUCCAGUUCAGAGCUUCAGGACUGGUCUGGCCUGGAUGAUGAAUGCCGGAUAAUCUGCAGAAUGGCGUCCAUGCUGAAGAAGAACACAGUUAAGCGCCUGUUGCUGCCUCGGUUCUGUGAACUGUGUAAUGAUGGGAAACUCUUCCAAGUUCGAAAGGUAUGCGCCACGCAUUUUGGUGAUAUUUGUCAUGCUGUCGGACAAGAAGCCACCGAGCAAUUUUUGAUACCAACAUUUUUUGAACUCUGCUCCGAUAACAUGUGGGGGAUGCGGAAAGCAUGCGCAGAGUGCUUCAUGGCUGUGUCCUGCAACACCUCCCCUGAAGUCCGCAGGGCCCAGCUCUCACCCCUCUUCAUCAGACUCAUCAGUGAUCCCUGUCGAUGGGUGCGCCAAGCUGCCUUUCAGUCACUCGGCCCCUUUAUCUCCACGUUUGCAAACCCACCCCGAGCUGGCCUGUCCAUUCGAGAGGAUGGCACCCUGGGCAUCAGGCCACCGAGCCAAGAGGUGGACUCUGGGUUUGCCUCUGGACCACCCAGGCCCACUGGUUGCAGUGCCAACUCCUCAAACAGUCCUAAAACAGCAGUGCAUGUGGAGCCAGACCUGCUUCCAGAAGAGGCCUCGGUUGGGACCGGCCACCAGCACUGCAGCAGCUCCUCCGCAGACACGGCAGAGAGCCAGCCAGGGAGCUCUUCUCCAACCUUAGCUGAGAGGACUGGGACUUUCCCAGGCAACAGCCCCUUCCCAGAGCUCCCAGGGGUCAGUGGCUGCCUCAGCAACAGUGACCAUGAAGCAGGUCCAGGGACUUUCGAGGACACUUUCAGUACUUUCCUAUAUUGGCGAACUCCUCUGCCUGACAUAAGCAAAGAAAUGGAGGUGCUUCUGAGUGGGACUGGGCCCUUGGAAGAGAGCCACAGUGGACCUGAGGCUGCGUGUGACAGCUGUGUGGCCAGGAGCAAGAUCCAGAAAGUCCUACAGAGUCUGCAGGGGCAUUUGCUGCAGGACCCAGACAUUCAAGCUCAAGUUCAGGUAUUAUCUGCCGCACUGAGAGCAACACAGCUCGACUCAACUCGUGAACCCAAGAGAAGGCAGACAGAAGGUCUAAACGAAGAGCCCGUUUCAGAUCUCAGCCCUGUCUUUGACAAUCAUAUCCUCCUGUCGGCUUCAUCAUCUCAGAAUGAGCUCUCCGUGGCCAGGAUAUUACAGAGCACAGAUCAAACUGAACCUCAGAAUAGAAGCAGUGAGCACCUGGAGACGGAGCAGAGGCAGGAACCUACCGCACUUGAGGAGAAUAGAUCUAAAGUACAGGAUAUAAUCCCUCAGCCUCUGCUUGACCAGUUUGUGUCCAUGACUGACCCAGCUAGAGCCCAGACCGUGGACACUGACAUCGCCAAGCACUGUGCCUACAGCCUCCCUGGGGUGGCCCUGACCCUCGGCCGGCAGAACUGGCACUGCUUGAAGGACACAUAUGAAACUCUGGCUUCUGAUGGUCAGUGGAAGGUCCGGCGGACCCUUGCCUUUUCCAUUCAUGAGCUGGCAGUGAUUCUCGGGGAUCAGUUGACAGCAGCCUACCUGGUGCCCAUCUUCAGUGGGUUUUUAAAGGAUCUGGAUGAAGUGCGUGUAGGAGUCCUUAAACACCUGUAUGACUUCCUAAAGCUGCUCCACGAGGACAGGAGGAGAGAGCACCUCCGCCAGCUGCAGGAGUUUGUAGUGACGGACAGCAGCAGGAACUGGAGGUUCCGAUACGAGCUAGCAGAGCAGCUGAUCCUCAUCUUGGAACUCUACAGCGCCAGCGACGUUCAUGGUUACCUGAGGCACAUCGCCCUGAAGUUAUGUGCAGACAAAGUUUCUCAAGUGCGCUGGAUUUCCUUCAAGCUAGUGGUGGCCAUGCUGCGGAAGUUCUCCUCCCACGGCGCGGGCGCUCUGGGGCUCAGUCUCAUCCAGGAGCUCAUCUCCAGGUUCCGGCACUGCCCGAAGUGGGUGGGGAGGCAGGCUUUUGUCUGCAUCUGUCAGGCUGUGGUCAAUGAAGAGUCUGUUCCUGUGGACCAGUUUGUGCAGCACUUGCUUCCCAGCCUCCUGAGUCUGGCAUCGGAUCCUGUGCCAAAUGUGAGGGUUCGGCUGGCCAAGGCCCUGCGGCAGACACUGCUGGAGAAGGCAUAUUUUAGAAAUGCCGGGAACCAUCAUCUUGAAGUUGUUGAAGAGACUCUCUUGGCUCUGCAGUCUGACCCGGACCAAGAUGUUUCAUUUUUUGCUUCCCUAGAAUCAAAGAUACAGACUGCUAUAGACACCACUAUACUGGAAAAGUAAAACCACACACAACCUUGUCACGGGUGCACAAGGAUGGCUUCAGUGUACAUAUGUCUUGUCACUUGAAGGGGAUCCAUUCGUAUUGGAGCUUCUGGAGGAGGCCUAUUUCAGGUGACAGGACAGCCCUGUGCUUCCUACCCGUGCACUCUUGAUCUUUUGCAGCUUAGAAAGGUUGUGGAUCUAGGCAGCAAUUACUCCCUGGCUUCCGCACCAUCAGCUGUGACCAGCAGUUUGUGUUUUAGAAGAGACUGUGUUACUUAACUCCCCCCCCCCCACCAUGGUAUAAUUUGUUCAUAUCUGUAACCCCAGCACCUAAGAGGCUGGGACAGGAAGAUCAAGAGUUCAAGGUCAAUCUAAAGAAUUCCAGGCCUGCCUAUCCGAGGAAACCCUAUCCAAGGAAACUAAGCAUAAAUACAGCUUCCCUUGCCAAUAAAGUAAUUUAAUAGAA